CUGCCCCGCCACCGCGGCCCCGGGCGCCCGGCAUGUCGGUGCAGUACACCCUCAACCUGCGCGUCUUCUGGCCCUUGGUGACCGGCCUGUGCACCGCCCUCGUGUGCCUCUACCAUGUCCUGCGGGGAGACGGGGCCGCCCGGACCGAGUCCCCCGACGGUGCGGACGGUGGCUUCCCGCUGCUCAAAGUGGCCAUCCUGCUCCUGCUCGGCUACGUCCUCCUGCGCUGUCGCCACGCUGUCCGGCAGCGCUUUCUGCCUGUCUCUUCCCGCGUGGUGGGCCAGUCCGCCUUCUCCGCUAGACACUUCUCAGAGCCGGGCCUUACCAUCUUGCUGGAGAGUUACUACGAGCACGAGGUGCGCCUGUCGCCUCACGUGCUGGGCCACAGCAAGGCGCACGUGAGCCGGAUCGUGGGCGAGCUGGUGCGGGCUGGCUGUAUCCGGGGGUCCCCAUUCCCCAUCUCCAGGGGAGCCUUGGCCUUGGCGUUCCGAGGGGACUUCAUCCAGGUGGGCAGCGCCUACGAGCAGCACAAGAUCCGCCGGCCGGACAGCUUCGACGUGCUGGUGCCCCUGCGCCUGCCGCCGCUGGUGGCGCUGGAGCCGCGGAGCCUGGGCGCAGAGCCCGCUCUGGCCCCCGCCUUCCGCAGCUGCUUCGUGUGCGCCCUCAAGGCGCCGCCCUCGCCAUCGGGAACCUCAGGGAGCCACUGGCUCCGGAAUUGCAAACCCUUCGCGGACAGCUUCUGCGUGGAUGUACGUGGCCAGCACCACCUCUCUGCCACUUUGGUGCUGCGCUGGUUCCAGUCACACCUGCAGCGCUCGCUGGCCACCGUGCGCUACAAACUGGAAGAGUGCUGUCGGGUCAGCCUGACCCCUGGCGGCCUGGAGCAGCCUCCUAUCCUACACAUCCUGCCCUGCCGUACGGAUUAUGGCUGCUGCCGCCUUUCCAUGGCUGUGCGUCUCAUCCCUGCGGUCCAUCUCGGGGACAGCAUCUUCCUUGUGGCACCACCCCCGCCACCCUCCCCUAUUGGGUCUCUCUCGGAGCUCCCAGGAGGCCUGCGCUCAGAAGUACUGUGGGGUGUGAACACAGCUCGCCAGGAACAGAAGUUGCUGGGCUGGCUUCAGGAACGGGCCACUCCAGGUGCCUGCUACCUCAAGUGCCUGCAGUUGCUGAAAGCUCUGCGAGAUCUGGGUGCCCGUGGGCUGGACCCAAUGGCUGCCACCCAGUGGGGACUUGUCCUGUCUUCAUACGUGCUCAAGACGGUGCUGCUGACAGUGUUGCUGCGUGAGGGGUCUCCAGGUCAAGGCUGGGAGGAGGCACACUUGAGCGAACGCUUGGAGAAACUGGUGCAGUUCCUCAAGGCCUGCCUGCUGGGACGCCAGACGCUGUUCCACUGCAUUUUGGGCCCUGGAGGGGCGGCCUCUGAAGUGGGCCCUCUGCCCAAGGUACUUCGAGAAGCUGCCCCGGUGGACCUCCUGGCCGCUUUUGACAUGCAUGCCCGAGAGCUAGCAGCAGCGAGGUUGCUGUCCACUUGGCGAAGCCUGCCCCAGCUUCUCCGGGCCUAUGGGGGUCCCCGCUAUCUUACCAGGUGCCCCCCUCCCUGGAGUCAGCGCACUCAAGGGUUCCCUGAACAUGAACCAUAGACAGACAGCUCCUUCAUCUGCCUGAGUGCUCCUAAAGCCCUUCCCACUGGUGAGGGCUGGGGUGUUGAUGGGGGGUUAAAUGCACAGUGGGCUGACGGAGAUGUUCAACAACUUGGGGGAUGCCACAGGCUUUGGUGGCUAAAAUGUCACCCCCUGGCUCCACAACCCAAUAUAAUUAUGCAUCUUCUUCACACCCACUAGUGUCCUGGGUAAACCAGGCAAUGACACCCAACCACAGCUACUGAGAGUUGGUCCACAUGGUGGUCUGUGCGGAAUCUGGUAGAAAGAUCCAGCUCUUAGGGGAACCAGCAAAGUAAGCAGGACCGAUUGCAGAGAAAGGUCCCUUUGCUGGUUUUCAGACACAGACCUCUCUGUCCCAGUUUAUAAACAUGAAUAUUUUUGACAUGCCUAUUUGCUAAGUACUGGGUUCCCAAUUCCUUUUUUCUUUUUAAACUAAAUCCAGAACUGUAAUCAAAGUUAUGUUCCACUGUUACUAUUCUGUGGAAAGUCAUUCUUCCUUUCAGAUUAGUAUUAAUGUACUUAAACGGUGUAAUCACAGGUAUCUGAUAGGAUUGUCAAUAAGUCACAUGUAUUGAGAGGCAAUCAAGAGUUGGUUGGAGAGGUUUUCAGAGCAAAUAGCACUUUUUGUUGAUCAGUUCUCUUACUCCGUGGUGAUUAUUCUGUUGCAUCUGAAAGGGGUGGCCAGAAAUAUUUAUUAUGAAGCCAUGUGCAGCUUUGAAAAGCACCCAGCAUGUUCCCUUACCAUCCCUCCAGGCCACAAGCUGGGCUAUGUCCCAGCUAGUCCCACCCAUUCAUUGAGUGCCUACUAUGAGGCAGACAUAGUACAAGGUGGCAACAAAAUCCAUAAUUAAAACGAGGCCAGUGAGGCCAUCAAACAUGUUGGGUCUUGAAACAGACAUAGUUCAGUCUUUGCCUAUUAAGCUGUCUGGCAAGGGUUUGCUGCUGGCUGGACACAGAAACCUUUUUUGGCUUUAGGGCUUUUUAGCAAACUCCUUCACAAAGAUUUUUUUCUGAGUUUAAGGAGCUAAUGGGAAGGAAAUGAGCAAUCUUCUGUGUACCUGAUGUGUUAGUGUUCCCAAUGCACGGUGAUGGUUAAUGGUUGGAAGGUACUUCACACUUGCCCGGGCAGCCCUUGGUCCCAAGGGGCCAGCUUUGAGGGGCUCUUGAUUUAGCCUAUGUCUUGCAAAAGACAGAGUAUGGUAGCUUGGGAUCUGUGCUUAGACAUCAGUUACUCCUAGUUAGUGGGCAGAGGAGACAGAGUAGAGGAAAUAAGUUAGAGGAAGCGGGGGAAACAGCCUUUGAGAGAAUCAUCUCUGAGGGGCGGGACAGAAAGAGCACCAGGUAGGAUGUUACUUCACAGCCAGGAGGAGCCCAUUUGCUUGCGGUUCAAGUUCAGAGUGGCCCACCGUCUGCUUGGCUGGCUGAAACUACAGCCAGUCUUAGCAUUUUAUGUACUUGGGGAUCUUUUUUAAAAAACAAAGACACGUCUUCCUUAGACUCUUAAAAGCAAAACUUGGAGACAGAAGUACUUACAUGAAUAGGCCCAUUGUUUCAUUUCUGAGCUAUUUUGAGGGACUUCUACAAAUCUCCUUUCUUUAAGGGACCCGCUUGGCCACUGUGGGAAAUUAUCGUGGAUAAAUGAUUUACAGGGAAUCUUUGUCAUUAGAGCUGCAGAGGUUUCUUAUAUCCUUGGCAACUGUGAACUGAAGGAGAAACAGCUGCAGAUGUUGUGAGGUUGUUCUGGGGACCAUUCCCCUUGAUAUCUCAAAGUUCAUUCCUAGCUUUUGAGGCCAAUGUUAUAUCAUAUGGUACUGCAUUGAGCAAAAAGGUUAAUCCACAAGCUUCCUGCAAAGAUAUAAAACUGCACAGUGUUUUCACAAAUUACUUUUAAAUGCCAAGAGUAGAACAUGUAUUUCCAUACUCAGCCUGACUUCCACUGUAGUCAUUAAAUCUACUGGGGGUAGGGGGUGGAAGUGAAGCUAUGGAUGGAUUAUAAGGCUUUAUUUUUUUACUUUUUGGAUUAUAAAGCUUUAAAAGCUAAAUUUUCCAAACAUUUCUAGCUGAGAUAAUAGGUUCCUUUUUAAAAAUUGUAAUACUAUUUUGAAGUAUAAAUCUGAUAACAUAUAGUUCUUAUACUUUGUCCUAGUAUGAUUUCUUUCAGGUUGAUUACCUAAAGCUUUAUCCAUCCUCAAGGUUUUAAAAUUUUUUUAAAUUAAUAAGCAUUGUAUUUGUGAAGUUUUAAAAUAUUAAUGUUUUAUUUAAAUGCCAUGCUGAGCAAUUGUUCUCUGUACAUGGUAGCCAAAACUUAAAGAGAUUUCGAUCAAUUUUGAUCAAUGUUUAAUAAACCAAAACAUGUACUGUGUACAAGUGAAAUAAUACGGCAUCUUAGCCAAGUGUGAUGGUUGCCCAAGGCAUUUAAAUUAAGCUCAGUUUUGUAUUUUAUUGGGGUUCCAUCACAUCCUUCAUCUGAAAUGUACACAUUUUUGGUGUAUGCUUGGUACUGGAGAUUCAUGUAUACAAAUAUUCUCAUAUAAGAAGGCUGUACCAAAACGUUUUUAACUUCUUAGCCAGUGGCCAAAGAAAAUGUUCUGGGGAAGAUGACUCAGGCAUUUUGCGGCGAGACACCCGGCUGGAACUCCCACUGACCGGGCUUGGAGCCUUCCCGGAAUGCUCCUGGGCUGAGAGGAGAUGGGUGUUGCAAAACGAAACUAUAGCUGAGAGAAGGAAUGCAUGUGAGCUAAGAGAAACUCGAGGAAUUCAGAAGGAAGAAAGUGGAAGAGAGGGGAGAAGGGAGACAAGGUGAAAUCUUACGAAGAUGUGAGAGGGAUUUGGGUUAGAAAAUGCAUUUUUAGGUAUGUGCUAUUUCCAGUCAGGGGUCGCAAACUCAGUAGCCUGCAGGAACUGGGAAGAGAAGUAGAGAAGGGGUGAGAAGGUGGUGGGAGCUGAGCCCAACUUAAAGUGGGUAAUUGUUACUCAGCUCCAUGCGGGAAAACGGAGGGAGGGGCUGGAAAUCCGGAUUUAAAGGGUGAAAUUCACUGAGUUUUAAACAAAUAAAUUUAAAAUGUCCAAAACAUCAAGUAGACCAGACAAAACAUUUGUUCGAGCCUGGGGGCUACCAGUUUGCGACAACUGCCUUACACAAUCAACACCCCCAAAAUAUGUAUAAGAUUAUAUGCUUUGCUAUGGAGACGGUGGUGUUAUGUAUAGUUGGGGGUGUGAUAUUUCCAUUUUUUAUCUCUCCAAUUUAAGCUUUAUUGUAGGACACCCCCCCCCAAAAAAAAAAAAAAAAACUAACAGGGCCACAGAUAACACUAAACUCACAGUUGCCAGAAAGACCUGCAUUCAGGAGCCAUUCUUUUGGAGUCAGAUCCUCCGUGACAGCACCCUGGGUCUGUUCUUGGCAUUUCCUUCCUGGUGAUUUGGGCUGAACGCCUUCGCUCCAUUGGAGUUUGCCGAUGAGUAAUCAGGAAGGAUUGCAGAAUAACUUGUUUUGCUGUAUUUGUUUUUUGUAUUAAUUUUUUUUUUUUUUUUGCUCAUGAUAUCCCAGCCUGUGCCUUUCUGGUGAUGGUGGGUGGCUGGGAACAGCAGUAAAAACAGAGCUGGGUCUCUGGGCCAAACUUCUUAGGCUUGUCCUGUUCCUACUGCGAUGACGUGGCUCUGGUCGGAUUCCAAAAUUAACAUCGUACAACUCAGAAGGCAUCAACCAAAUGUGCUUCUGGGGCAUCACACGUAACCUGGAGUAAAACACCUUUUUCCUGGAGCUGACUUUGACAUUGAUGAAGAUGUCUUCUCAUCUCAGGUGAUUUUUUCCUGUGGUAGAGAAAGUGAACCUUUUCCACAUUUCCAGUGUCCCUCAAGAGGAAAACAAGUUCAGUGUUAUCAUCGUGGUGCUUGUUAGUUUUUUUAAUCUCUUGUCUGUAACUUAGAUACAUGUUUAUUUUUUUAUAUCUACAUAGCACAUAAUGGGGUGGGGAUAAUGCAAGUGCCAGUUGGGAGAGGUCGGCAAUAUGCAAUCACAUAUAGAGAAAAUAGACUAAAGUGUGCAGCUAAACUAUAUUACUCUGGUUUUUGAUGUAUCAGAUAUUCAGGAAUAUUUUAGCACCUUUUGAUUAAAAAAAAAAGUGCCUUGAUUCAGUCACUUGACUUAGAACAUUCCUCCUAUUGUAUAACAAUAAAUUAGUCUUCUGACCCUAAACUGUAUUAUGAUGCAAUUUGGUAGUGGUAGUCAAAAGUUUUGUUCCAACAACAGAGACCAAAGAGUUAGUCAAAAAUGGCUCAGCUGCUAGGAUUUUGUGAUUAAAGGGCAUUUUAAUCACACCAAACUUCCAUGGCCCAAAUGGUCAAGCAAGGCCUGCUAUUAGUUUUUUAGGCCAGGUUGGAGUAAAUUUGCACUUUCAAUCCUAUGGGUCAUUUUGGGGACCUUGUUCUUUUACAUUUGGCUGUAUUAAUAAAGAAAAUUGUAGAAA
Messenger RNA from Chinchilla lanigera (long-tailed chinchilla), 6127 nucleotides. It is a transcript of the gene Itpripl2, whose product is annotated as inositol 1,4,5-trisphosphate receptor interacting protein-like 2. The record is from RefSeq and is a predicted model, not a curated record. Lineage: Eukaryota; Metazoa; Chordata; Mammalia; Rodentia; Chinchillidae.